This is a messenger RNA of Erpetoichthys calabaricus (reedfish), 2659 nucleotides long. Its product is annotated as extracellular calcium-sensing receptor-like. NCBI's taxonomy places the organism in Eukaryota, Metazoa, Chordata, Cladistia, Polypteriformes, Polypteridae. The transcript has 8 exons. Gene Ontology annotation, cellular component: membrane. Gene Ontology annotation, biological process: G protein-coupled receptor signaling pathway. Gene Ontology annotation, molecular function: G protein-coupled receptor activity. The record is from RefSeq and is a predicted model, not a curated record. The coding region runs from base 1 to 2652 and encodes 883 amino acids.
AUGAGUAUAGUAAAACCAGCAGAAGAACAAGUCUGCAGACGUGCUGGGCGACAGAUCAGGCCUUCAUUCUCCAAAGAUGGAGAUCUUAUAAUUGGAGCAAUCUUUUCCAUCCAUGAUUCUAUUGUUGAAUUUAGACAAAAUUUUACAUCCAAUCCAGAAUCUGUGUCUUGCAAAAGUUUAAAUUUCAGAGAACUACAGUUUGCUCAGACAGUGAGAUUUGCAGUCGAUGAAAUUAAUAACAAUACAGAUAUACUUGGUGAAUUUGUUGUGGGGUACAAAAUCUAUGAUUCUUGUGGUUCAAUUCCUCUGGCCUUAAUGUCUGCCAUGGAUUUUGCAAAUGGACAAGAUAAAUCAUUUACUUCGAAAACAGCUUGCUCUUCAUCUAAGUUCAUCCCUACAAUAAUAGGAGAAAGUUCGUCAUCUUCCACUAUAGCUCUUGGAUCAACAUUUGCACCAUUCCGUAUUCCUCUGGUAAGUCACUGUGCUACCUGUGCCUGCCUAGAUAACAAAAGAGAGUAUCCAUCGUUUUUCAGAACACCACCCAGUGACAGUUAUCAGUCGGCUGCAUUAGUUCAUCUUUUGAAACAUUAUGGAUGGAACUGGAUUGGAGUAGUUAGAAGUGACAAUCACUAUGGCAUCUCAGGAAUGACUACAUUUAUGGAAAAAGCACAAAAAGAAGGAAUAUGCAUUGAAUAUUCAGAGAGAUUUUAUAGAACUGAUUCAAAUGAAGUGCGUGAAAAAAUUGUCAACACAAUAAAAACAUCAACUGCGAAAGCUGUAGUUGCUUUUAUGGUAACAGCUGAUAUAUUGGUUUUACUGCAGGAAAUUCUCAAUCAAAAUGUUACUGGUAUUCAGUGGAUUGGCACCGAGGCAUGGUCCACUGACCCUGUAUUGGUUGCAAAGACAGAAUUCACAUUUCUGCUCGGUACAAUUGGCCUUGGAGUUCAGCAAACAUCAAUCCCAGGCUUUAAAGAUUUCCUAUACAAUAUUAAUCAGGAAGACCUUGUGGCAAGUCCUACAAUGAAGGAAUUUUGGGAAGAAGCUUUUCAGUGCACUUUUUCUAAUAUAUCUAGCUCUAAUAAAACAAUAUGCAGUGGUUUUGAAGAUUUACGUGAGAGGGGCCAUGUUUAUAAUGAAGUGACUAAAAUACGAGUUGUUUAUAAUGCUUACAAAGCAGUGUAUAUCGCUGCCCAUUCUAUGAACAACUUAUUCUCUUGUUCUAAGUCCAAAAAUCGGAAUAGCACAUCUUGUGGGAAAGAUCUUAACGUAGAACCUUGGCAGGUAAGAGAUAUUAUACUGUAUUCCCAGACCUUCAACAACAAUGACAUAAUAUGCAAGUAUGACCAAUGUUUUAAUAUUGACUUUUUAAUUGGUGUGGCAAAAAAGGUUUUGGAACAGUUAAAAUCUGUAAAUGUGACUCUUACAAAUGGACAAAGGCUUAUUUAUAAUGAAAAUGGAAGCCUAGAAAUAGGGUAUGAUUUAGUUAACUGGCAAAUAAACAAGAAUGGAAAGACUGAAGUGCUGACCGUUGGUUACUAUAAUCCUUUUGCUCCAUCUGGAAGGUUUUUUACAUUCAACAACAGAACUAUUACCUGGUCAAAUGGACAAGAACAGGUGCCAAACUUUGUCUGUAGUGAAAGCUGUACCCCAGGUUCCAGAAAAUCUAUCAAGAAAGGAAAAUCUGUUUGUUGCUUUGACUGUAUCCCAUGUGCACGAGGAAAAAUCACUAACACAACAAAUGCUUUGGAUUGUAUUGAGUGUCCAUGGCAGUACUGGUCAAAUAAUCAAGGAAAUCAGUGCAUUUUGAAAAAAACUGAAUUUCUUUCAUUUAAUGAAUUUUUGGGGAUAAUACUAACCACAUUUGCAGUCAUUGGAACUUGUUUAACUUUGGCAGUUACUGUGAUUUUCUUUUUGCAUAGAAAUACACCUAUUGUCAAAGCAAAUAACUCUGAACUAAGUUUCCUUCUUCUCUUGGCUUUGACCUUGUGCUUCCUGUGUUCAGUGAUUUUUAUUGGUCAGCCUACAGUUUUGUCCUGUAUGAUGAGGCACACCGCCUUUGCAAUCACAUUUUCCCUUUGCAUGUCUUGUAUAUUGGCUAAAACAAUUGUUGUUUUAAUGGCUUUCCGAGCCACACGGCCUGGUCAUAAAUUCAAGAAGUUGUUUGGGCCAUUGAAACAAAAGUUAGGUGUUGCUUUCUGUACAUUUAUUCAGUGUGUAAUCUGUGCACUUUGGCUGACAAUGGCACCUCCUCUCCCUUAUCAAAAUAUAAAACACUACAAAGAUGUCAUUAUUUUGGAAUGUGAUUUAGGAUCAUCUUUAGCUUUUUAUGCUACAUUAGGAUACAUUGGACUUCUCUCACUAUUGUGUCUUGUUCUUGCUUUUUUAGCUCGGCAGUUGCCAGACAAUUUUAAUGAAGCAAAAUAUAUUACAUUUAGUAUGAUCAUAUUUUGUACUGUGUGGUUCACGUUCAUUCCAGCUUAUAUCAGUUCACCAGGGAAAUACAUAGUAGCAGUAGAAAUUUUUGCCAUCUUAGCUUCUAGUUUUGGAUUACUCUUUUGUAUUUUUGCUCCACGAUGUUACGUUAUAUUGAUUGAGCCUGAAAAAAAUACAAGGAAGCAUAUGAUGGGGAAAACAUUGUCUAAAACAAAAUAAAUCAGUG